This is a messenger RNA of Amoebophrya sp. A120, 348 nucleotides long. Lineage: Eukaryota; Dinophyceae; Syndiniales; Amoebophryaceae. The record is from the annotation of a GenBank genome assembly.
GGAAGGAAAAAAAUUAGUUCUAGCAAUUUAGCUUAUGCGAUCAACAGGCUCGAAGAUUCGUCUCCGGAAGCCAAACGCAGCACGCCUUCCAUUAAGUCCCCUAGGGUCUGGUCUGCUAAUCCAGGCGGUAGCAUUCAUCUCGUGCUUGGCUUCCAAACGAGUUUUCUUGCCUCCUGGCGGUAGUCCGUCUAAUAGAUAGCCCCCAUAACUAGGUGGCGCCGCUUGUGGUUGUCACGAGGUGAUUCGCACCUCCCCGGAGUGAGAGAAGGUUCGUUACCGGGUUUCAGUACCUUUCGUCUGGCCUGGGCUCCUGGUGCUGCAUUCACCGUUGGGAGUAUAAGAAUUAAG